This is a messenger RNA of Populus euphratica (Euphrates poplar), 1717 nucleotides long. RefSeq names its product cytochrome P450 716B1-like. Gene Ontology annotation, molecular function: iron ion binding; heme binding; oxidoreductase activity, acting on paired donors, with incorporation or reduction of molecular oxygen. NCBI's taxonomy places the organism in Eukaryota, Viridiplantae, Streptophyta, Magnoliopsida, Malpighiales, Salicaceae. The record is from RefSeq and is a predicted model, not a curated record. Bases 127 to 1617 code for a protein of 496 amino acids. The transcript is spliced from 4 exons. Gene Ontology annotation, biological process: sterol metabolic process.
UAUGUUUUGGUGCUUGGAUAAAUGCUAUGCAUGAACGACAAGAAAAAUGUAAGAAUGCAGAUUCUGUAGUUAAGAAUAAGAGACAAGUUCAGAGUUCCUAUAACAAGAAUCACUACUAAUUUGUUUAUGGAAAAUAUCUCAGGUUUAGUUACACUAGCACAGAUAGUAGUAACUAUGAGUCCAACAAUCUUUUUCUCUAUGCUUUUGUUCCUUCUCCCUCUCUACCUUCUCCUGAUCGCCUGCAGGAAAAGUUCAAAAAAGCUACCACCAGGUUCUUUGGGUUUCCCUAUCAUUGGCCAAACUUUCAGCUUCCUAAGUGCCAUGAGGAAAAAUAGAGCAGAAGAAUGGCUUCAGGAUAAAAUAAGAAAAUAUGGCCCCAUUUCGAAAAUGAGCCUUUUGGGGGCUCCAACAGUAUUCGUAUGCGGUCAGGCUGCAAACAAGUUCAUCUACACCUGUGAUGAUAGCCUACUUGCCAACCAGCAACCAUCGUCUAUAAGAAGGCUUUGCGGCGAGAGGAAUAUCCUGGAAAUGAGUGGUCAUGAGCACAAGCGUGUUAGAGGAGCUCUUGUAUCGAUUUUAAAGCCUGAAGUGUUGAAGCAAUAUGUUGGUAAGAUGGAUGAAGAAGUCAGAAAGCAUUUCAAGAUUCAUUGGCAUGGAAAGAAGAAGGUUUUGGCAAUGCCAUUGAUGAAGACUCUUACCUUCAACGUUAUGAGCUCACUGAUAUUCGGAAUAGAGCAAAGUGCAAAAAGAGAGAUACUUGUAGAGCUCUUCAAACAACUGCUGAAGGGUGUUCUUUCUGUGCCAAUCAAUUUUCCCUUCACAUGCUUCAACCGUAGCCUCCAAGCUAGAGAAAAAAUCAGAACGAUUGUCAUGGAUCUGAUUCAUGAAAAGAGGGCUGCAAUGGAGGAUCAAAUCACCUCUCCACGACAAGAUCUUAUCACCACACUGCUUAGUCUCAGAAAUGCGGACUUUUCAGCAGCAUUAUCUGAUGAGGAAAUAGUAGAUAAUGUUAUCCUUAUAAUGAUAGCUGGAUAUGACACAACUUCCAUCCUCCUCAGUUUCUUGAUCAAUAUUUUAGCCAAUAAUCCAUCUGUUUAUGCCAGCGUUCUUCAAGAACAAGAGGAGAUUGCCGGGAGUAAGGUCUCAGAGGACCUUUUGACAUGGGAUGAUCUCCAGAGAAUGAGAUACACAUGGAGAGUAGCGACGGAGUCUCUAAGGAUGACCCCUCCAGUGUUUUCCUUCUUCAGGAAGGUCCUAAAAGAUUUUGAAUAUGAAGGAUACCUAAUUCCCAAAGGAUGGCAGGUAGCCUGGGCAGCCUGCAUGACACACAUGGAUGAGUGUGUCUUCCCAAAUCCAUCAGAUUUUGAUCCGGGACACUUUGACAAACAGGCAUCAGUUCCUCCAUAUAGUUUUGUGGCAUUCGGAGGCGGAGCUAGAAUAUGUCCUGGAUAUGAAUUUGCAAGACUUGAAACUCUGAUAACAAUACAUUACCUAGUGAACAGGUUUACAUGGAAGCUAUGUCACCCAAACACUUCUUUUUCAAGGGAUCCAUUGCCAAUUUUCAAGGAUGGACUGGAGAUAGAAAUUGAGCCAAAGAUCCCUACCAAAGUAAACUGAAUGCAAACUCCUACAUCUAUUCCAAUGGAAGUUAAAAACAGAUGCUCUAUAUGAUACUAUUCCAUUACAAUAUAACUGUUGAAAUGAAAUUCCAACUAGU